AUGUCUGCCGACACAUCAAACCUCACAAAGGUCGACUCCGCCAUUGGCGGCGUGGCCGGCUCGCCACCCAAAGAACACCACACCAAACGAAGAACAACAUCCAGUGCUCCAGGUGUUAUGAACAUCAAUGAUCUCGAGAAAGAGGGCACCAAGAUCUCCGUCGCAGUUGAGACACAAAAAACAGGCUGGAAACUCAACACCUCACCUAGCUCGAUCGAAGAUGCAUCGAUCCUGAAAAAGCACCUCACAGAACCUCCCAUCAAGAAGAUCGACUUACACUUCCCCUUGGGUCUGGAAGUCACGGCGAGGAAUCUCAAGGGCGUGACCAUCAAAGAUGCUCUCGAUGCCAUCCACAAACAAUUCAAGAAGAAGGCCGAUGACGAGCUGGAAGAACCAUAUCUGAAAGGUUUCGAAUGGGACCCGGAAGAGUCGUGGACGAGACUGAAGGUGCACACUCAGAGAGAAGGCGCCCCAGCGAGCAAGAAGUCCAAGAAGAAGGCUGCUGAUAAUGAAUAA
Molecule: messenger RNA, 516 nt
Organism: Capronia coronata CBS 617.96
Lineage: Eukaryota; Fungi; Ascomycota; Eurotiomycetes; Chaetothyriales; Herpotrichiellaceae
Exons: 4
Coding region: 1-516 (171 amino acids)
Source: RefSeq, a predicted model, not a curated record